AGCAUCUUCAGCAUCCCCAAUAUUCGUCCCCACAAAGCUAAACGUCCGCCAAAUUAACUCCCCUCCGCCCCAUACCAUCCCUUAUUUUGUUUGGCGAAAUCCGGCGCCGUUACGUCACGACGCCUCUAUAUUGAAGCUGAGUGCGAUGGCGUCGAGCCGACGGCGCGCGUCUACGUCUACGUCGUGCCUUCGCGAGACCUAAUUUCCGAAUUUUCUGCUACUGAUGGUGAUUAUUUACAUUAUUAUGUGUAGAAUAGGAAUGAGUUUUGUUAAAAUUUAGGCAAAAUUUGGCAAGCCGCUACUUUACAUACUAGCAAACUAUUGUCUUCCAUAUUCGCAUUGGCCAACUACGAGCUUGAAAUUCGUAGACUAAGGUGCCAUGCGACGACAGUCUUGUGCUGCUUUUGCAAUCCUGAUUCAAACCUCACCCUCGCCCCUAGACUUAUGAUGACUACUCAAGUAACAUCUCCUAACAAGUGCGAUGGAGGGCACUACAGCUGUUCACCUCCGAAAGAAUGUUGCAAGCAGGGUUGUUGUUUCUUGUUGGCCCCCUCCUACACUAGACCACCUUCAAUUCAAACCGGAAACAUGUUUUCGAAUCCACUUUUCCUAGGACACUGGUACUUUUGGUUAGCAGUAACAGCAACGAUCGCAGGAAUUUUGUGCGCGUGCUCUUUAUGGCGCAAGCAUAGUCAGGGCGGACUGUGUUGCAGGAACGGCUCUAAUUAUCCAAACAGGACUUGUUCGGAACCAGAUUCUUUAGGAUCUUGUUAUGCGCCUCCGCAGUAUAGUAGUUGUAAUAAUUUUCAAGCUGCUCCCCCGCCUUAUUCAGAGGUUACUUCCAAGCCUGAUAUGUAUCCUCUGGUGAUUAGUUAUAAUAAUCCAGAGCCGUUAAUCAAAAAUAACAAUAAUUCUUCUGGAUACAUUAUCCAAUAUUUUAGAAAUUUUAUUAGGCCUGUUGGGUCUCUCUCAGCUACUAGCACAAAUGAUUCUAUAAGCUCUAGUUUUUUAUGUAAUGUGGUAAAUGAAGCAAAUAGUCUAGUUCCGCCUACGUAUUCAAAUAUAGCCAGUUUGGAAGAAUUAGUUAUAGACUCGCCUUCACAUCCAAGUCCGUCGCCGAGCUCGGAAAGAAGAUUGCCUCGCAGCGCCUCUUCCGUUUCUAGUGCUACAACGGAGUACCAUCCAGUACUUCAACAUAGUCCUAGUUCAAGUAUGCAACUGAAAACUCUCUCGUCACCAUCGGGAGCGGCACCUCCUCUUGCUGGUGUCCAUCUACGAUUACCUUUGGCGGUCAACAAUCAGAAUACUUCAAGUCCUAUUAAUCAUAGUUUUGAUGCUGGUAGACGUGAUCUGGAUCUACAAAAUAGUUCGUUUAAAGAAGAACCCAAAACAGAAAGCAACAAACCUCGUUCUUCCUCAACGAUUUCACCACCACCAAUCAUUCGGGAGAAGCCAAUCUUCAGGCCUUCACGCAGACCCUUACUCCAACGAAGCCAGGAUUCUACAGAAGACGAAGAGCUAUUUUCCGCCCUCUUAAACCUGUCAAUUUGCGCUUCAAAUCCAGGAGAACAAACGCACCCUCAAUCCACCACGAUGUUGCAAGAUCUACACUUUGGCGUUACUAACAGCAUGACCGGGUCGGAUAUUAGUAGUUUGGCCAAUUUAGGUACUCCAGAUUCGCCACCGCGCGCUACUUCGCCCACGGUUGAGAUGAAGGAGCUUUUAGAUAAGAUUCAGCAGUUACCGGCACAAAAAAGCCCCCUACCGCCUCCUGUGUCGACUUCCUCAGGUCAGAGUCGGGCCUAUUUUCACCGAGUGAGGGCAAAAACCAUGUAUAUGCCUCUGGGAGACGUACAAACUGUCAAUUCAGGGAAGAGUCACAACAGGACUAUUCCUUUUGUCUUUUCUAAAAGCUGGCUCUCCCGUUCGGCGCCUUGCACACCCUGCGGAGCUCUGGCGCCACCGUUUCCCACGGGAAGGGGUAGUCAAAAGGGCAGCAAAACCAAGAUUACAGACGGUAGUCCGUUGUUAAAACAGCAUGCCGAAGAAACUGAAGACGAUCAUCAACGAGACGUGCGCUUAUGAUCAUUAGACAAAAAUUAAGUAUUUCAGUAUGUUGGUUGAUUGUUAUUUUAGUUAAUGCUUUUAGAAGAGGAUUAUUAUCUUCACUUUAGUAUUUAAAAAAAACACAAUACUGUUUCUCUAGCUGGUUAACUUAAAUCAUCGAAAAUUAUACGGGUACAAAUUUCACUAUUGUCCCUGAAUCUCUUGAACAAGCCUUUCAGACGUUUAUUUUCUAAGCCGGGAUAAAAAUAUAGUAGCCUAACUAAGAAUAUCCUCUUCUAAAGGUUUCAGAUGAUAUUAUAAUGAAAAUAGAUUUUUCUGUAAAUCUCUGCUACGUUGAAAUCGAAUUAGGCGCUCAAAUAUUUUUCGUGUGUAGGUAUUUGAACAAAAGCAUAAAAUGUUUCAAUUUAAGACAGCUAAAAUACAUUCCUUUUUACAUAGAGAAGCCAAAGAAAAAAAUACUUAUUUUAAUAUUAAUUAAUAAAUGCCAUUCAUUAUGUUUAACAUUAUGUGAUGAAAGUAGGAAUUUACAUUUUAACUUAUUGUAACGUAUAUUAUAUUUAUAUUGAUUGGGUAUUAGUAUCUAUUAUUGACGGAUUAUAAUCAAUUUACUCUUCUAAAUUAUAACUUACGACAAAAUUACUUUCCAUAAACAUUUUAUAAAUUGUAUUUUAAUGUUAAAAAAUUCAGAAAUCUCUAAAAUCAGAGACGUUAAAGUACAAUAGAUAACUUCUUUAUUGCUUUUAAACAAUUCUUAUUCCCUGUUUAAAAUGUUUUUACUAAAUAUAUGAAUUGUUAAAGGUCUUUAUUAGUAGAUAAUAAUAAUAAUUGUUGUCGGAUGUGAAUUUACUAAAAUUUAAAUAUUUUUGAAAAAUAAACUAUUGUAAAUAGUUAUCUAUUUAAUGCGCAAAUUUAACAAAAGACAAUUAAGUAUUUCAUUUUUAACAUUUUUACUACCGCUCGCCUUCCUUCUUUUCUACAAACAAAGAAAAAUGUGCUUUAAAUAAUCAAAAAUAAUAAUUACCUAUUAUGGGGCAAAGCAUCUUUUUUAAAAUUUUGAAAAAACAUUUUUGUUUUAAAACUAUAGGUUUUUUAUGUUAUAUUUAGGAUGACGUCAUCGAACAAGGAGAGACAAUGUUGUCAGUACCUAUUUUUUUUCUUAUAAUUUACCAGAAUGACAUGUGUCAAUAAUUCUGACGACAGCUAGAAAUAAUGAAAUGAAAAUGCUUAUACAAGUCAUGCAACGUCGCACGCCGUUGCCAACCAAAAACAACUGAAAUUCCCCUACUUCAAAUGUGUUAAAAAGUACUUUUUAGUUUUCUUAGGUUGGCAGCAGACAUUUACUAAAUGUGACGUUAUCCUAAAUAUAGCGUAACAAUUAUUUUCAGUACAUUUUCUCUAGAUUGUGAACUCUGUGGCUUUCAAACAAAUUAAUAUUUCUCUCAGUGGCCUAAAAAACGGACAAACUAAUGCAAGUUAUGUUAAUUUUUACCUUAUAAUUGUAAUUUUUUUGAUAAUAAUAAAAUUAAAUUUAUUAUUAAA
Molecule: messenger RNA, 3606 nt
Organism: Ceutorhynchus assimilis (cabbage seed weevil)
Lineage: Eukaryota; Metazoa; Arthropoda; Insecta; Coleoptera; Curculionidae
Source: the annotation of a GenBank genome assembly